Pestalotiopsis fici W106-1 is the source of this 3603-nucleotide messenger RNA. RefSeq names its product Pyruvate carboxylase. Gene Ontology annotation, biological process: gluconeogenesis; pyruvate metabolic process. Gene Ontology annotation, cellular component: cytoplasm. The transcript has 8 exons. Gene Ontology annotation, molecular function: pyruvate carboxylase activity; ATP binding; metal ion binding. NCBI's taxonomy places the organism in Eukaryota, Fungi, Ascomycota, Sordariomycetes, Amphisphaeriales, Sporocadaceae. The record is from RefSeq and is a predicted model, not a curated record. The coding region runs from base 1 to 3603 and encodes 1200 amino acids.
AUGGCUGACAACCAGGACCUCAAGGACCUUAGGGCGGCCAAGGAGGCUGCCGGUCAGGAUACCGAAGAUGUCUUUGAGGAAGGCAUGGCUCCCAAGGAGGCCCAAACGAUUCAUCACAUUCGAGCCAACAGCUCCAUCAUGCAACUCAAGAAGCUGCUGGUCGCGAACCGUGGCGAGAUCCCCAUUCGUAUCUUCAGAACGGCUCACGAGCUGAGCUUGCACACCAUUGCCGUCUUCAGUUACGAGGAUCGGUUGAGCAUGCACAGACAAAAGGCCGACGAGGCAUAUGUCAUUGGAAAGCGUGGCCAGUACACUCCUGUCGGCGCUUAUCUGGCUGGCGCCGAGAUCAUCAAGAUCGCUGUUGAGCAUGGUGCUCAGAUGAUCCACCCAGGUUAUGGUUUCCUGUCGGAGAAUGCUGAGUUUGCACGAGGCGUUGAGAAGGCUGGUCUGAUUUUCGUCGGACCUUCCCCCGAUGUCAUUGACUCGCUAGGCGACAAGGUUUCGGCUCGAAAGCUUGCGAUCGCUGCCAACGUCCCCGUCGUCCCCGGAACUGAAGGCGCCGUUGCUACAUACGAGGAGGUCAAGGCCUUUACUGACCAAUAUGGUUUCCCCGUCAUUAUCAAGGCUGCCUUUGGUGGUGGUGGUCGUGGUAUGAGAGUGGUGCGCGACCAAGCCAGCUUGAAGGAGUCCUUUGAGCGAGCAACCUCCGAGGCCAAGAGUGCUUUCGGUAACGGCACAGUCUUUGUUGAGCGAUUCUUGGACAAGCCCAAGCACAUUGAGGUUCAGCUGCUGGGUGACAACCACGGCAACAUUGUUCACUUGUUUGAGCGUGACUGCUCCGUCCAGCGAAGGCACCAAAAGGUCGUUGAAAUUGCACCGGCAAAGGACCUGCCGGUUGCUACCAGAGAUGCCAUCUUGGCCGACGCUGUCAAGCUGGCCAAGUCGGUCAACUACAGAAACGCCGGUACCGCCGAGUUCUUGGUCGACCAGCAGAACCGCUACUACUUCAUUGAGAUUAACCCCCGUAUCCAGGUCGAGCACACCAUUACCGAGGAGAUCACUGGCAUUGAUAUUGUUGCCGCACAGAUUCAGAUUGCUGCCGGUGCAACGCUGGCGCAGCUCGGUUUGACCCAGGACAGAAUUUCUACCCGGGGUUUCGCUAUCCAAUGCCGAAUUACCACCGAGGAUCCCUCCAAGGGUUUCCAACCUGACACUGGCAAGAUCGAGGUAUACCGAUCUGCUGGCGGCAAUGGGGUCAGGCUUGACGGUGGUAAUGGAUUCGCUGGCGCUGUUAUCACACCUUACUAUGACUCCAUGUUGGUCAAGUGUACUUGUCUGGGUUCCACCUAUGAGAUUGCCCGCAGAAAGAUGCUCAGAGCUCUUGUGGAGUUCCGUAUCCGUGGCGUCAAGACAAACAUUCCUUUCUUGGCAUCCUUGCUUACGCACCCGACCUUCAUCGACAGUACUUGCUGGACCACCUUCAUCGACGACACACCUCAGCUCUUCGAUCUCAUUGGCAGUCAAAACCGUGCCCAGAAGCUGCUUGCAUACCUUGGAGACGUUGCUGUCAACGGAUCCAGCAUCAAGGGCCAGGUUGGCGAGCCCAAGUUCAAGGGCGAAUUUAUCCUCCCCGAGCUGCUCAACCCUGAUGGUUCCAAGCUCGAUGUUUCCCAGCCUUGCACCAAGGGAUGGAGACAGGUCUUGUUGGAGCAGGGCCCCAAGGGCUUUGCCAAGGCUGUCCGCAACUACAAGGGCUGUUUGCUGAUGGACACGACUUGGCGUGAUGCUCACCAGUCAUUGCUGGCUACUCGUGUCCGAACUGUUGAUCUCUUGGGCAUUGCCAAGGAGACCAGCCAUGCCCUCUCCAACCUUUACUCGCUCGAGUGCUGGGGAGGAGCAACCUUUGACGUUGCCAUGCGUUUCCUCUACGAGGACCCCUGGGACCGUCUUCGCAAGAUGAGAAAGCUUGUGCCCAACAUCCCCUUCCAGAUGUUGCUGCGUGGUGCCAACGGUGUCGCUUACGCCUCCCUGCCCGACAAUGCCAUUUACCACUUUGUAAAGCAGGCCAAGGAGAACGGUGUCGAUAUCUUCCGAGUAUUCGAUGCCUUGAACGAUAUCAACCAACUCGAGGUUGGUAUCAAGGCCGUCCAGCAGGCCGGUGGUGUCGCCGAGGGAACUGUUUGCUAUUCGGGAGACAUGUUGAACCCCUCGAAAAAAUACAACUUGGCUUAUUACUUGGAUCUUGUCGACAAGCUGGUAGCUCUCGACAUUGAUAUUCUUGGAAUCAAGGAUAUGGCUGGUGUCCUGAAGCCACACGCUGCCACUCUUCUCAUUGGUGGUAUCCGCGAGAAGUACCCCGACCUUCCCAUCCAUGUUCACACUCACGACUCUGCUGGAACUGGAGUUGCUUCCAUGGUUGCCUGCGCCAAGGCAGGUGCUGAUGCUGUUGACGCUGCCACCGACAGUCUCUCUGGCAUGACCUCGCAACCCAGCAUCAACGCCAUCAUUGCCUCUCUUGAGGGCAGUGAGGCUGACCCCGGUCUGAACCCUGCCCACGUUCGUGCUCUCGACACCUACUGGGCCCAGCUUCGCCUGCUCUAUUCCCCAUUCGAGGCUCAUCUUGCUGGUCCCGACCCUGAGGUGUAUGAGCACGAGAUUCCCGGUGGACAGCUUACCAACAUGAUGUUCCAAGCCCAGCAACUUGGUCUUGGAUCUCAAUGGGCUGAGACCAAGAAGGCCUACGAGCACGCCAACGACCUUCUCGGUGACAUUGUCAAGGUCACCCCUACUUCCAAGGUCGUCGGAGAUCUCGCACAGUUCAUGGUGUCCAACAAGCUGUCACCAGAGGAAGUGGUUGAGAGAGCAGACCAGCUUGAUUUCCCCGGCUCUGUGUAUGAGUUCCUCGAGGGUAUGAUGGGUCAGCCCUACGGUGGAUUCCCUGAGCCCCUGCGAUCCAAGGCUCUGCGCAACCGCCGCAAGUUUGACAAGCGACCAGGUCUGUAUCUCGACCCUGUCGACUUCAAGAAGGUUCGUACAGAACUCGGCCAGAAGUGGGGACCAAUCACCGAGUGCGAUCUCGCUUCGUAUUUGAUGUACCCCAAGGUGUAUGACGACUACAAGAAGUUCACUCAGCAAUAUGGUGAUCUCUCUGUCCUUCCCACGAGAUACUUCCUUUCCAGGCCGGAAAUUGGUGAAGAGUUCCACGUUGAGCUUGAGAAGGGCAAGGUCCUCAUUCUCAAGAUGCUUGCCAUUGGUCCUCUGUCUGAGAGCACCGGUCAACGUGAGGUGUUCUACGAGAUGAACGGCGAGGUCCGACAGGUCACCGUCGACGACAAGAAGGCCUCCGUGGAGAACGUGUCCAGGCCCAAGGCCGACCCCACCGACAGUAGUCAAGUCGGUGCCCCGAUGGCUGGUGUUCUCGUGGAGCUGAGAGUCAAGGAUGGCUCUGAUGUCAAGAAGGGUGACCCGCUCGCUGUUCUGAGCGCCAUGAAAAUGGAGAUGGUCAUUUCUGCGCCACACAAUGGAAAAGUCAGUGGCUUGCAGGUCAAGGAAGGUGAUUCUGUAGACGGAAGCGAUCUGGUCUGCAAGAUCGCCAAGGAAUAA